Puccinia triticina is the source of this 675-nucleotide messenger RNA. RefSeq lists its product as uncharacterized. The coding region runs from base 1 to 675 and encodes 224 amino acids. Lineage: Eukaryota; Fungi; Basidiomycota; Pucciniomycetes; Pucciniales; Pucciniaceae. The record is from RefSeq and is a predicted model, not a curated record. The transcript has 4 exons.
AUGCGUUCCUUUUUAGCGGCAUUAGUUAUGGCCUUGUGCGUCGGCGUUUCUGUCACGCGAUCAAAUAACAUCAAGCGAGACGUUUGUGAUGUGAUGAAUAACGAUGCUGCAGAUGACGCCUGCAGCAUGAAGAAAGCCUUCGGCGGAAGCUCAGUUUUCCCUCAGCUUUUGUCUAUCUUUGACCCCCAGGCAGCUCUCUACGUUCACUAUGCUGAGGUGAUCGUUGGUGGUGCUCAGCAACUUACGCCCAACCGAGUUGCUACGAAGCCCAACCUCUCGAUCGCCUUCAUGCGUGGCCCACUCAGCGUGCCCGGAGCACAGAUGCUUUUGAACAAAUACGUCGUAAUGCUUGUUGACUUCCAGCCCCAAGCCCGAAUUACCAAGCCAAUCUGGAUUCAAUCCGGGAUGACUGUGAACCGCAACACUGGAGCAUUGAGCUCAUCAACUGCCCCCAUCAUUCCUUACACAUCCCCUAACCCUCAGCGAGGAACCGGAACGCAUGAAUACGUCUUCUUAGUCUUUCAAGAAAACGGCGCUGGAUUAUGGGCAUCCCUCAAGCAACACCCGCAAUUACGAGCGAGCCUCUCCGGUUCAAUGGACUUGAAGGCCUUCCGUGCUCAAGCCGGCCUACAAAACUUGGUUGCUGGCAGCUUUUUCAAAUCCGUUCACCCUUAG